GCUCCCCAUCCUGGAAACGACAGAGAGACUGAGGCCCAGGCUCUAGUUCUUGUCGCUGCCCCAAGUGACUAUGAACCACAUCCCUCGGCCCUUCCUGCAGGGCAGCGCCCCUAACUAUGCUGUGCUCGAGGAGAAUGAGAUAGAAGAGCAGGGCUUGCCCCGGAGCUCAGCACCAGUGACCUCCACGGUGGUCAGCAUCCAGCCUGAGAUCUCGGUGCCCGACCACAUCGUCUGGUCCCUGUUCAAUGCCUUCUUCAUGAACUUCUGCUGUCUGGGCUUCGUGGCUUUUGCCUACUCUGUGAAGUCUAGGGACAGGAAGAUGGUGGGCGACAUGAUUGGGGCCCGGAGCUAUGCGUCCACUGCCAAGAGCCUGAACAUCAGCGCCCUGAUCCUGGGCAUCCUCCUCAACAUUGGAGUCAUCGUCGCUGUGGUGUUUGCUGGCUUCAAGUUGUCCGAAAUGUACUAUCAAAGUAUUCAGAGAGGUGGAGACUUCUAGAAUCUGCCCACUAUCCGAAGUGCCCCACCUCCCGCUAUGUGGGCUGGGCCUGCCCGUGGCCCACCCCCUCAUCAGCAGUUUCUGUAGACAGGCCCUCAGCAUCGAUAUCAAUAAAGAUUCUCAU
Molecule: messenger RNA, 620 nt
Organism: Sorex fumeus (smoky shrew)
Lineage: Eukaryota; Metazoa; Chordata; Mammalia; Eulipotyphla; Soricidae
Product: interferon-induced transmembrane protein 1-like
Exons: 2
Coding region: 71-496 (141 amino acids)
Biological process (GO): defense response to virus; response to interferon-alpha; type I interferon-mediated signaling pathway
Cellular component (GO): plasma membrane
Source: RefSeq, a predicted model, not a curated record